Molecule: messenger RNA, 2184 nt
Organism: Acaulospora colombiana
Lineage: Eukaryota; Fungi; Glomeromycota; Glomeromycetes; Diversisporales; Acaulosporaceae
Source: the annotation of a GenBank genome assembly
AUGGGAGCCAACACGUCCAAGCCGGCAGCCCCUGAAUUUGUGGACAAGCGCCUUGAACAGGAGACCCUCGUGGAGCAGGCCAAGGAGUUGGCCGAUAGUUUGGCCACAUUGGAUUUGAACGGUGUACCUACGAGUCCUUAUGGGUCACUAGAAUCAGGGCUGUUCAAGCAGAUCCCGUCUUAUCCUUAUCGCGAACAAUUAUUUCGCACACCGACAUCAACACGUCUCUCCUCCGGAGGGCACCCGUGGUUGAUGACACAUUCAUCUUCAACACUACACUACCCUACAAGACCAACCCAAUCACAAACCAACUGUCAAGUGGACGCUGCUGGCUGUUCUCCACCACAAAUCCAGAGCUACCUCUUCUUCUACGACAAGCUAGAAAAGGCCAACUAUUACCUCGAAAAUAGCAUGGAAUUGGCGCAACGAGAUUUGGAUGAGCGACUGGUGCAGUACUUGAGCCUGGCCCCACUCAACGAUGGUGGUCAAUGGGAUAUGGCGGUCAAUCUCCUCGAGAGGUAUGGUGUGGUGCCGCAGCCUAUUUACCCCGAGUCGUACUCGUCGUCCAACUCGGGCCGCAUGGACCGCCUCCUCACUACCAAAGUACGCGAGCACGCUCUCCGACUGAGAAAGCUCGACCAAGCUCUACGCGCCACGGAAUGGUACGUCCGUCUUGCUGGUGAAGGCCAGACCGACAAAGCGGAUGUGGCGAGGAUCGCGGUGUUGCGCAAGAAAAAGGAAGAGUUCAUGCGCGAGAUCUACAACAUCCUUACCAUCUGCCUGGGUGUCCCUCCGUCUCCCAAUAAACCGUUUACGUGGGAAUAUUAUGAUAAGGAUGAAAAGGCCAAGUCGUGGACGGGCACGCCUGUCGAGUUUUACAAGGCGUUUGGGGAGAGUGGGAAGAAUAAGCCGACGGAGGCGUUUAGUUUGAUCAAUGAUCCUAGGAAUGAGUAUGGCAAGCUUUAUACUGUGGAUCGAUUGGGCAAUGUUUGGGGUGGAAAGACGGUGCGCUAUGUCAACACGACGAGCGAGAAUAUGAAGGCAGCUGUCGUAAAGUGCAUUCGUGGUGGUCUUCCUGUAUUCUUUGGCUGUGAUGUUGGACAAUCGUCUCAGUCGUCGUUGGGAAUCAUGGACACUGGGAUCUAUGACUACGAGAGGGCCUUUGGCAUCAAACUAGAGUCGUCGAUGACCCAUGCCAUGGUCAUCACGGCUGUGCAUCUCGAUGGAGAUGGAAAGCCUGUCCGAUUCAAGGUUGAGAAUAGCUGGGGUGAAAACGUUGGUGAUAAAGGCUUCUUUGUCAUGACCUCGAAAUGGUUCGACGAAUUCGUCUAUCAAGUGGUCACUCCUCGUCACUUGGCCGAGAAGGAAUUCACCGAUGUUUUGGACAAUGGAGAGGCUCAUGUCUUGCCUGCUUGGGAUCCAAUGUACCAGAUGGUGGCUACAUAUGAGGAAGGAUUGCUAUUUGGAUUCCGCUUCCAUGUGACUCGUGGCGACUUUUGGGCCCGUGCUAUCGCUUGGGACCAUCGGCAGGAAUUUCGUAGGCUUUCUUGGUCUGCGCUUGAUGGUGGCAGCGCGAGCCAGAACUGGUCAAUUCACGGGAUUGCAUGCACAACUGUACUCCUCCCAGUUAUCGGCCCACAAUGGGCGCUAUCGUCAUUUCAAGUCAUCCAGUAUGCGGCCAGUGUAUUCGAUGCACCCAGAUAUAUCUAUCAGAGGGCCCUGCGUCAAGAUUCCCUCUUAAACCCCUCCCUAAAUCUCUCACUUGGAUCCCUUCCCCCUUUUGCCACAGCAAGAGAACAUCAUUCCGAACACCUGUCUUUCAUGGAUUCUAUACCUCCCAAGUUUAAGAAGGUAUGGAAGUCGAAAUACUUUUCGUCCAAGAAGUUGGCGCCUGCGUCUGCAGAGGCUGUCGUCGUCCCGACUGAGGAGUCGAAGAGCGUGAUCACGGAUGAUACACAAGAGACCAAAGUCAAAGAUGACGCCAAGUCUAUUGCUGAAGAGAAGGAGUCGAUUGUGCAGCUUCUGAAUGAGGAUGAUGUCGAUCUGGGUGUUAUACCCAGAUUGAGGAAAAUGCCUCUGAAGGAAGACGCAAAAGAAGAUGCAAAGAAGGGUGUGGAGAAUUAUGACAACGAAAUCGCUGAGAAGGACGAGAAAAAAGACCCGAAAGGAGAUGCCAAAGAAGAG